Bufo bufo (common toad) is the source of this 3478-nucleotide messenger RNA. RefSeq names its product RUN and FYVE domain containing 3 (gene RUFY3). The transcript has 14 exons. Gene Ontology annotation, biological process: regulation of axonogenesis. The coding region runs from base 255 to 2033 and encodes 592 amino acids. Gene Ontology annotation, molecular function: metal ion binding. NCBI's taxonomy places the organism in Eukaryota, Metazoa, Chordata, Amphibia, Anura, Bufonidae. Gene Ontology annotation, cellular component: cytoplasm. The record is from RefSeq and is a predicted model, not a curated record.
CCGCUGAGGAAGAGUCUGGCUCUGCUUCCUCCUCUGCCUGACUUGGCUGUGAGGGAGUUCCGGGCUACUAGUGGGCUGCUGAGGGUGGCAACCAGGAGACUGGACGUGGUCACCGGAGCCAUUGUAAAGCCUCAUGUCUUGGGGUCAGGCGACACUAUAUAAUGUGAAAGCCCUCAUAAGCGCAUAGGUCUGACUGAGGGGACAACUCUCUUCCCUGAAGGCUUUCUACACAAGUGACAUUACUGUGAGGAGACAUGGAAAAGCAGCAGCGUAGUAAUGGUGGCCCCCAAGGCAAGGGUCUGCGGGACCUGGAGAUCAUCCCUCUGCACCUGGACCAGAAGGGUUGUCAGGAGCCUGAAGACUCCCCUCCAGCAUCUCCAUUGCCACCACCCAUAUUCCUUUAUCCAGGAGCCAGGAAGCAAAAGCAGCAAGUGAGGUCUUCUCCUGGAAACAGUCAAGGAGCAGGGGUCAGGGAGGAGUACGCUGGCACUUCUCCAUCAUCCUCAUCCCAGCAGGGGUACCCUGAGCCAAUGUCACCUGGUUCUGGGGGGCUUUCUCCAACGUCUUCUCUUCAGCUCAUGAUGCUGAUGAUGAACUACAGGGGAGCUAGCAGUGGAAGCAAUGGCGGUGGGGACAAAGUCCAAAAAAAUCCCAAUUAUCUCAUGGCCAACGAACGGAUGAAUCUGAUGAAUAUGGCAAAGUUGAGUAUAAAGGGCUUGAUCGAGUCUGCUCUGAAUCUGGGUCGGACCCUGGACUCUGACUACGCACCUUUGCAGCAGUUCUUUGUGGUGAUGGAGCACUGCCUAAAACAUGGAUUAAAAGGUAAAAAGACGUUUCUGGGACAGAACAAAUCAUUCUGGGGACCCUUGGAACUGGUGGAAAAACUUGUACCAGAGGCAGCUGAGAUCACCGCCAGUGUAAAAGACCUACCUGGCCUCAGGACACCCGUGGGCAGAGGCCGGGCUUGGCUGCGCUUGGCUUUAAUGCAGAAAAAGCUCUCUGAGUAUAUGAAAGCCCUAAUUAAUGGGAAGGAUCUCCUGAGUGAAUUCUAUGAGCCCAAUGCCCUAAUGAUGGAAGAGGAAGGGGCGAUCAUUUCUGGCCUUUUAGUUGGACUUAAUGUGAUAGAUGCAAAUUUUUGUAUGAAAGGGGAAGACCUUGAUUCACAGGUUGGAGUCAUUGAUUUUUCCAUGUACUUAAAAGAAGGUCCUAUUGCCAAAUCCAGUGACGAAGAUGUCCAGAUAACGGCUAUUCUAGAUCAGAAGAAUUAUGUAGAAGAGCUUAACAGACAGUUAAGUGCCACCGUCAACAACCUGCAGACAAAGGUGGAUGCAUUAGAAAAAUCCAACACCAAACUAACGGAAGAGCUUGCCGUGGCAAACAAUAGAAUCAUCACCAUGCAGGAGGAAAUGGAGAGGAUGAAAGAAGACAGUACAUACUUCUCCAAGGGUAACAAACAAGAGAGAACUGCAGAUGGACAAACUUUUACUGAAGUCAAGAAACAUUUGAAGGAAGAAACCCAGUUGAGACUGGACAUAGAGAAAGAACUGGAGGUCCAAAUAGGAAUGAGACAAGAGAUGGAAAUGGCUAUGAAGAUGCUGGAUAAAGACGUCUGUGACAAGCAAGAUGCUUUAGCAGCGCUCAGACAACAACUUGAUGAUCUCAGGGCUUUAAAGCACGAACUGUCCUUUAAACUUCAGAGCUCAGACUUGGCUUUGAAACAGAAGACGGAGUUAAACAGUCGCUUGGAAGAGAAAACCAAUCAGAUGGCCGCCACCGUCAAACAACUGGAGCAGAGAUCUCCCAUGAACUUCACAUUAGAGAAUGAUGCUCCAGAAGUGCUACUCUCAUCAAAUGUGUCACAACACCAAAUACCUAAGCAGAAAAGUUGUGUUGGAUGUUUCUAUAUUUCUACAAGGGUAGUAUAUAGUAGAUUGGCUCCAUCUCCUUCAUGUCCCAGUAAAAAUUGUCCUUUUAUUAGAAUGUGGUCAAACCAGGGGCAGACUGGGAAGUUAUGGCCCUGGAAAAGAACCUAAAAGUGGCCCCAAAGUUGUAGGUGGGGCAGCACAAGUAGAUAGGGCCAAUGCAAGUUGUCAGGGUCAGUAAUUCCACAGUGCUGCACAAAAUACCUCCCCCGAAGCUGUCCCUCUGUGGUGGCCAUUAAUAGCUGCCAUGUUCUGUCCUCUUCCUCCAAUUGUCUAUAAUUAAGAUAUGGAGAAGGGGGCUUAGGAGAUGAGAUGUGGGCCACAACACCAAGCCAGCCCUACCUUCAGCAUGCUGCCCGGACUUCUUCUAAUAAUGACCCCUAUAGUUUCCCCAGUAGUAUGUACCUGACCAUUGGCAGUGAGGAGGGCUCGGUGGCCCUAUGAGCAAAGGCCAUUCCGCCCCUGGGUCAAACAAGCGUUGGUAUUCUGAGAGUCUGGCUCCAACAUUCUUUGCUGGUAAAUUUCAUUUUAUUAAUGGGAGUUUCACCGGGGCGUCAUUUUGAGGGUCUUUCAUACAGCAGCCAGACGAUCCAGAUGGAGCUCAACUCUUUUAUUUAUAAUCCACUAGACAGCGGGUGCACAGGUGCGGGAUCUCAGUGCUAGACCAGAAGUCUAGUGCUGUCAAUCUAAAGGGAGGGGGGUGUGAUUUGAAGGAGAGGGUUGUCAGUAUGGAGCACCAGAGGCGUUGCUGGAGUGGUGCUCGAACCGCAUAAGCCCGCCUCCUGGUGCUCUAGUAGCUCAUUAGCAUAUCUAUACACGUUCAGAUUUCUCCACAACACUACUACCUACAGAUAAUAGGUUUCAUUUUAAUCAGCGUUGGCUACCCUACCAGGCUAUAUGCCUGCUAGUAUAUGCCAGGUGACAGAGCCGCUUUAAAGGGUUAUGCUGGAAUACACUCCCGCACGAUCUGGCAUUGAGAGACGCAACUGUACGCUGGGCAGGACAGAUAUGGAAGCAACUCAGCGAGUAUUGUGCACAGGCCCACAAACUAAAAUAAAUGUUUACAUUAUCGAAGCUAAGAAACCUGUAGAAAACGAUGUCUUAAUGAUUAUGAACUUACUAAUAAUAGUCAGUUGGGCAGUAUCAUUUAAAAUAAACUGGAAAAUAGCUCUGAAUACCUGCAUCAAUACAUAAUACUUUCUAUAGAAAAUGGAGAGCUUGUCAGCUUUGUGUAAUUUUCUUACUAUUGAUGCUUAUAAUCUAUAAUAAAAGUGUUCGGUUUCCAUUCUCCUUAGAUUUUGAUAAGGGCUAAAGCAUUAUGUAAGUGUAAAGGUGUUCAGUACUAGCAGAUACAUAAUGCUGUGUCAGCCCCUACUGUUACUGUGGACAGAUCUUGUAGCUGAAAUAGCGAUUCUUACACAGACCUGACAUGUUCUCUUUAUUGUAUUUGCAUUUCUGGAUAAAUCUCUUAAUUGAUCUUUUCCUUUUGAUGUUCUCUGUUUUAUUAAUCUUCCGCCCUCAACUCUCAUUUAACUUUUCUGUUUUCCUUCCAUAAU